AUGCCUUCUCUAUCGGCUUAUACUCCACUUGAAUCCCUUCUCUUCUUCCAGACUCUCGCCGCGCACGAUUCGCAUCCAACCAACUUUGUGUCGAUAUCAGAUGUUCUGAGCAAAAACAAGUUCAUUCGCGAAAAUGGCGCGUUUGACCCGCGCAGGUUCACCCCGGAGGCGCUGGAGGACCUUUAUUCGAGAUUGAUGCACGACGAUGGUAGCAACUCGCCUGCCUCUACACAGGAACCGAACGGUCAUCAAUCGGAAUCAAGCCCUAGUAACCCAAAGAAGCGCAAGAUUAAUGCAUCUCGCCCCGGGUUUGUCCAGUAUCUGGUGCCGCACCUGUACGCCAAAUAUAAGGAAUUGGUUACCAGGGAGAUCAAGCUUGAAGAAAAGCGGUACAGGGACAUUAAGGAUGAGAUCACACGGCUAGAGAAGGAAGAGCGCGAAGCGCCCCGAGAGCAGCCGGCUGAGCCGGCCCCAACGCUAAUCCAUACGAAACCUGGGCUUGCGCCCGAACCGAUGGACUUGGAUACGCCCGAGACACCAGUCGCUCAACCACAGCCUGCCAAGGAACCGAUACCUACCCCGGUUAAGCCUUCUACGAGCGUAGAAGUGAAACAACCUCAGCCAGAGCCUCCCCGCAAGGAUCAGCCGCCGACACAGCUCACCCAACAACAAAAACCACUCUCGGGGACCGAGUCGCCGGCGCAAACCCUUGGACAACAACCAGAAAUCCAGAAAACCCUACAGCCACCACCACCACCCCAGCCCCAACCUCCAGCGUUACCCCAUCCAGAACCUCCACACCCCACACCGCAUGCGACGCCGCGCCCUAUAGCACAGCAACUGCUUCAGGCUCAGCAGCCGCAGGGUCUUCCCAUCAGUUCUCAACAAGAUCAGUCAGCCGCAGAUCUUCCACGACAGACACAACUACCCAAUGGAAAAGUUAUACCGCCGGCUCAACAGCCACCUGCUGCCGCUCCCAGCGCAUCUGUCCAGGAGAAGCCAGUCAACGUGCCGCCUACGCAGCCUCAAAAACCGUUGUCGAUCCCCGUUGCCAUGGCUCCUGCCCCUUCUCACGAACAGGUAACCACUCCGUUACCGCCCCCUCGACCAUCUCAACUACCCCAGCAGAUGGCCAUUGUACCAGUUGCUUCUCCUACUCCGAAAAAGGCCGCCUCAGCCACGAAACCCGCUGCAAAGAAGAGUGUGCCUCCCGCCGUUCCACGUGGACCACCUCAAGCCAGUUUCCAACAAUGGUCUUUGAACCAACCACAAACUCCACAACAUCCGCCGCAACUUCCUUCAUCCUCCUUAUCUCAACCUGCGGGUCACAUCAAGCCUCUUCAACCGCUGCCCAUUAAAUCCACGCCAAAGAUGGUGCCGCGUCCUCAGCCUGUGGCAGCUCCAUCGACGCCACAACCCCCUCGUCCCGCCUUCCAAACACCAGUACCUCCAGUUCCUCCGUCUGGAUUUGCGACGCCUGUGGGACACCCUCAAGGAUUCCCGGCAACCCUACCGCGUGCGUCACGACCACGGCUAUCACUCGCGACUCCUGGAUCAUCCACCCCUUGGAAGCAAUCUUCGUUCUCCACUCUACCAAAUUCCCCUCGCUCACCCGAAAGACCUCGUCCAGAAGACGUCAGUCCGAUCAGCGAAAGGGCACCAUCACCGUUUGGCUCACGAGCGGCAACCCCGGAGGAAUCCGAGCCUCCGCGCCGGAAAGGUGUUGGACGUGGAAGGAAGAAGGUGACAGAUACCACUCCAGCAGGUCCAAAGAAGAAAACGGAAAAGACCACACCAGCGGCCGGGAGAAAACGUGACAGGAGCACCGCUUCAUCGAGAAGUCGAGGGCGAUCUAUACAUUCGCGUGAUGACGAAUCAGGAGCGGAGGCUGGAAAGAUCAAGCGCGAAGUACCAAGCACUCCAGCUGGGGUUGGUUCUGUCGGGCCCGAGCGUAGCUCGACUAGCCAAAAAGUUCCGAGAGGCCGGCCGAAGCGCAAACGUGAUGAGGCCUCCGAACCAGAGCCCCAGCCUCGGCCUCAGCCUCAGCCCGAGCUCAGUCAGAUAAACCAUGCGGAUUCGGAUCAAUCGGCACCUUUCGUGCUGUGUGCGCGCAACUUUCGAGGGACUGGCACCCCAAUUAUGAAUGAUGUCUUGACCCAUAAGCAUGCAUCUAUGUUCGCCAAACCCUUGACGGAACGCGAAGCGCCUGGCUACCGAGAUCUUAUCUACCGACCGCAGGACCUGAAGUCUAUCAAGUCGAGCAUCAGUCAGGGGAGCAAGGCUUUGGCUGCCGUCACGGAAGCCGCCAACACACCAGUUGCGGACGGCGAGUCUCCGGUUCCAUCGAGGAGCGCCAUUCUUAUGCUGCCCAAAACCGAAGAUGUCAUUCCGCCAAAGGCGAUUGUCAAUUCAGCGCAGCUAGAAAAGGAACUGAUACGGAUGUUUACCAACGCGGUCAUGUACAACCCCAUCCCGCAGCGUGGUUUCGGACCAGCAUUCCCAAUGGCGCCGGACGGUGGUUCUGGACGGCGGCGGUACGCAUCUGAGCCUGACGAGGGCGGCAUCGUCAAGGAUACUAUUGAGAUGUUUGAGGAUGUGGAGCAGGCGGUAACUACGUGGCGGUCUGCUGAGAUCACUACUAGCAAGACUGUCCUCUCUCUUCGCAGAGAAAGUACCAGCGACCACAACAUGGACAGCGCAGACGAUGUCCAGGGCUGA
Molecule: messenger RNA, 2718 nt
Organism: Aspergillus mulundensis
Lineage: Eukaryota; Fungi; Ascomycota; Eurotiomycetes; Eurotiales; Aspergillaceae
Exons: 1
Coding region: 1-2718 (905 amino acids)
Cellular component (GO): NuA4 histone acetyltransferase complex
Molecular function (GO): protein binding
Source: RefSeq, a predicted model, not a curated record